Planococcus citri (citrus mealybug) is the source of this 3935-nucleotide messenger RNA. Its product is annotated as G-protein coupled receptor dmsr-1-like. The transcript has 2 exons. Gene Ontology annotation, biological process: G protein-coupled receptor signaling pathway. The record is from RefSeq and is a predicted model, not a curated record. Gene Ontology annotation, molecular function: G protein-coupled peptide receptor activity. NCBI's taxonomy places the organism in Eukaryota, Metazoa, Arthropoda, Insecta, Hemiptera, Pseudococcidae. Gene Ontology annotation, cellular component: plasma membrane. Bases 458 to 1537 code for a protein of 359 amino acids.
ACCUUUAUUAAAUGGGCAUGCAGCAUGCAGCGAGGGAAAUGAAUGCGUUUUCUCAUUUCCGUUGAAUUCACCGGAAAUGAAAAUGUUUCAUGUGAAGAUGAAUGGUUACCAAUGGGUUAUUAAUGGUAAUUAGAUAACCAUUAGUUCUCUUGCAUACGGGGAAAUCACUAGGUAUGAUAAAAACUCAGAUGAGUAACAUCAACAACUGACUGAACCAGUAAGUGUCCUACAUUGAUCGCGAAAUAACGUUCUUCUGCAAAACAUCUUCGCGAAAUAUGUAGUUACGUACGUGUCAAAUAGAAAAGUUAAUAAUGAAAAUAUUUGAAUUUUGAACUUUAAAAAAUGUUAUCCCUUACGAGGAAACGGAUGCAUCAGUUGCAAGAACAAUCAACGUGCGAUUUAAAUACGUACAACCACUUUUCAAGUAUUGAUUACCUAUUACUUUUAAUAAACCAAAAUGUCAAACAAUGAUUCGCUUUGUGGAUUCGUAAAACAUGAAAUUGGUUCUUAUUAUAAAGAGAAUAUCCAUGUAUAUAUCACCAUACCGAUAUGUUCGGUAGGGAUGAUUUUAAAUCUUCUUAACGUAUUGGUAUUCACAAGGAAAACGAUGAAUUCGCCACCGAAUCUGAUACUCGCUCAUUUGGCCUUCGUGGAUUUUCUAUUUUUACUAUCUAAUAUUGCAGAAUCUUGGUUAACAUACUUUCAAUUUGAAAAUGAUUCAGACCGAAAACAGUCUUACGGAUGGACAAUACUUUAUUUGUACAGCGACAUUUCUUUAGACACGUUUCACUUUAUAUCGAUAUUUCUGACAGUGCAGUUGGCUGUAUGGAGAUACAUAGCAGUGGUGCAUCCGUUGAAGGAACGUCAUUGGUGCACCAAGAAAAUUACUCGAAACGUGGUGAUAACUGGACACGUCGUUUGCACCGUUUCGUUUGCUGUAGCGUAUCUUUUGUCACUUGAUAUUGAUGCGAGAAACGUAGACGGAAUAACCUAUUACAAAGUCACAUCAAAGCGACAUCCCAUCACGAAUUCAAUAAGAUUCCUCGCCUACGGAUUAGUGAUCAAGAUAUUCCCAUCAUUCGUAUUAGCAGGACUUACUUCAAGAAUCGUCGUUACCUUAUUAGCACGAAAAAACCAUCGCGAGCAAUUAGGUCCAUCCGCGAGCACUCGAAGUAACAUUAAAAAUGUCGAAAUGAGACAACAAACCAAGAGGUCAACUACGAUAUUGUUGGCAGUUGCGGCAUUAUUUUUCAUGGCCGAAUUUCCAGUAGGGAUUCUACGAUUACUGGCAACGAUUAAUGAGCGUGAUUGGAAAGCGUGUUACUAUUCACUGGGAGAGAUGUUUUUGACAAUAGCUAAUAUUAACACAUCCGUCACAUUUAUGGUAUACUACACCUUGAGUCAGCAAUUUAGAACCACAUUUAAAUCCAUGUUCAGUGGUAACCCACGUACCAGUAUUUCUCAUCAAACACACCCCCCUCUUGUUUUGGGUGAUUCCAAAGAAACAGAUUCAGGAUGGAAAUCUUUUGAAGUUUAGUUGCAAUACAAAGGGUGUCCGUAACGUCAGGUACACAAUUAUUUUCGGUGGGAAGGGUUGUACCUACCUAGGAACUUGAUUUUUGGAUAUGUUUUAGAGGGAUGGUUUUGGAAGCAUUUGCCGCAAACUGCGUUUAAAUUCAUGCAGUGGUAUGAUUUUACAGUCUUUCUGAACAUGACGAUUUCUGUCUACGUAUGUGUAAGUACACGCCUGCAGAGGUGCCUUCUAUGAUACGUUUUUUUCCACGCAAAACAAAGGACACUUUUGAAGAUUAAUUACAAGAUUAGAGGGAUAUAUGGUUUGAGUGUGGUUUCUAGAAGACAAAGGUCAGCUUAGAGCCCAAAAUUUGAUAUCAGUAAGAUGUGUGUGAAUGAUAUGCCGCAAGAUGGAUAGGCAAAGUGUUUUGAGACAUUCAGGGUGUCUUUUUGUAUAAAUUUCUUCCAUGUGGAGAAACAAUUGAUAUCUGUAAGGAGUUGAAGAAGCUGAGGAACGAUAUUAGGUUCAGUAAAAAUUGUUGUGGAUACCUCCAAGCUUGAUCAAUGUGUCUUUUUCGUGAUAACGCGACUUUCCACAUGAAGAGAAAAACAAAGGUUUGGUUAGACAAAGUGAAAUGGAUAGUUAAGGACCCCUCCCCAUCCAGCCUGGACAAGGAAACCUUUGAUUUUCACUUCUUUGGAUUUCUAAAACAACAUUUUGGUGGUGAAAAGUCCAAUGACCACAACAUUUUUCAAGUUUGAGUUGAAAAUUUCCCAUAUAGCACAAGCGAUGCCAAAGUCGAUGGAAAAGACGAGAUCUCUAAUCCGUUACUUGUUGACACGACAUUUGUUGACACCAAUGUCGAUAAAUGACGAGUGAGAAGUUGAUAUCAAAAUUGACUAUCUUCUCUCUUCAUUUUUUGUCUCGACAAGGUCUCAACAUUGAUGUCAUUUUUUUGAGUCUAAAAGAAGCAAAUUUUGAUUGAAAAAUGUGCAAAAUGUGUCCAAAACUCUUUUUUAGAUUCAAGUAAAAUUAUUCUCAAAAGUAUUUCACCCUAAAAAAAAUUUUUGAAAGAAAAAAAGUUGCCCUGGGUAGGGAUUGAACCUAGGUUGCUAUUCACUUCUGUCACAUUCCCUAACCACUAGACCAUUGCCACUGUUGAGUGGAGAGGCCUUAAAGGAAUAUUCAGUCCAUCUUAUUCUGGACUUGGAAAAUUUUUCUUAUUGUAUUGUUGACUUUGACUCUGACAUCGACAAAUGAGUCGGCAACACUUCGAAAUUUCUAAAAAAAUUUAUAGAUCUUGUAAUCGACAUCAACUUCCUCAUCAAUAUUAACCAGAAGAUUGAUGUCGAUUACAAGAUCUACAGAAGUAUCUACUCAAUGACAACAUUUUGUAGAUACUUUUGUAGACCCUAUAAUCGAUAUCGAAAUUCAGGUCGUCUUGCCGAUGCCAAAGUUGAUGACAAUUAUUAGAUCGACAAAAGUAACUAUUCAAGAUCAAAAUUUUGUAGAUGCUUUUGUCGAUCUUAUAGUCGACAUCAACUUCGGAUCGACAAGACCACCUGAAUUUCGACAUCGAUCAUGGGUCUACAAAGGUAUGUAUCUGCAAUAUAUCAAAAUCUUGCACAUGACUGUAGAUACAAGUGUAGACAGCAAUGACGACCAUCAGCAUUUUCAUCAUAAUUUUUGAUAAAAGUGUCAAUUUUUAAUUAAUCAUCUUAAACGUAGUUAGAUUGAAGCCCUUUGUGGAUAAUGUUCGGACUUUUUUCAAUCAACAAUCAUGUAAAAUCAUGUCGAUACUUUUGUCGAGGCCACUGACGAUCUCGUCAGUGCUACGCGGGUUCUUCAAAAAUGAGAGUGUAGGUAAGUUACAGGUUUUCGAAGAGGGAAUUUUGAAAUUGAAAAUACGGUGGGAUCUGCUCAUUUCAUGUUGGAACUUGAAAAACAUUUCAGAGAGAAAAUGUGUCAAUUUUCUACAAGCGUUGUUAAGUAAGUAUAUGAACAUACAGCAUCGUAUUUUCCCAUUUCCUUUCACAAAUUUUGUGUAAAACUCAGGCCAGAAUUGAGAAUUCUGCACAUGAAGUUGAUUUUUAGUGAGUUUUUGAAUUCUCUCAAGAUGGCAUCACUUUUUUAUGAUUUAGGGAAAAUUCUUUCCGCGAAAUUCUUCGCGUUUACCAGUAUUGGAAAACCCCGGUUUUUUGUUGAACAAAAAAAUUAAAAAUCCGUUUUUUUGUGCGUUUAAAAUAUAUUUUUUGUUUUAAAUUUAAAUUCAAAUGUAAAAUUCGGCCCAUUUUACACGUUUUUAAAACACGUUUAAAACAAGAAAUUUCGUUUUUUCAAUAAGUACCUAUAUGUAAUGGUUUCAGAUUCAGUUUUGUUGUUGUUUUUUUAAAGACUUUUUUUACUUCCACCUUGUAAUUUU